This is a messenger RNA of Pediculus humanus corporis (human body louse), 219 nucleotides long. RefSeq lists its product as uncharacterized. The coding region runs from base 1 to 219 and encodes 72 amino acids. NCBI's taxonomy places the organism in Eukaryota, Metazoa, Arthropoda, Insecta, Psocodea, Pediculidae. The transcript is spliced from 2 exons. The record is from RefSeq and is a predicted model, not a curated record.
AUGGUUUUAUUUCGAAAUUCUAGUAAUUUAAAACCCUACGAUGGUGACACGCCUCGUCUUUUACGUAUGACUCCUCUUCAUCAUAGUUUAAGAGUAUCGAAAACAAAAAUCGAUAAUGAUGUUGAUAAUGAUGUUAUCAAAGAAGAAGAUGAUGCCGGAAGUGAUGCUGGAAGUACUGCAUCAGCACCGGGUUAUACCGGUAGUAAGGUAGACGUAUAA